AUGGCGCCCUUCCGGCGUUUCGCAAACGGUGUGGUCUCCAUUGGGGCUUGGGGCUCGGGCGGCGUGAUGUCCGUCGCCGUCGUCUCGACUCGCCCGCGCUUCCGCCCGCGUCUUUCGGAGGGCCAAGUUACCGAGGUUAGUGCGGUAAACUGCAGGCAGGAGCGAGAGGAGACGUUCGUCAUUGGGUUGAGACGCGUCCGCAUUGUCGUCGCCGUCGUCAUUUGGGAGGCGAAUGGAGAAUGGAGGCGACUCCUGCGCGAGUGCCACACCCCCGGGAACGCCGUUGCACCAAUGGAUUUGCAGGGCAGUAUCGGCUACGUCCGCAGCCCUUCCGAUUUCCUGCAGAAGCAGAGGCAACCAGUCCUCCCGUGA
Messenger RNA from Gaeumannomyces tritici R3-111a-1, 372 nucleotides. RefSeq lists its product as hypothetical. The record is from RefSeq and is a predicted model, not a curated record. The transcript has 4 exons. Lineage: Eukaryota; Fungi; Ascomycota; Sordariomycetes; Magnaporthales; Magnaporthaceae. Bases 1 to 372 code for a protein of 123 amino acids.